Mycosarcoma maydis (corn smut) is the source of this 621-nucleotide messenger RNA. RefSeq names its product putative 2,3-bisphosphoglycerate-dependent phosphoglycerate mutase. The record is from RefSeq and is a predicted model, not a curated record. NCBI's taxonomy places the organism in Eukaryota, Fungi, Basidiomycota, Ustilaginomycetes, Ustilaginales. The transcript has a single exon. Gene Ontology annotation, biological process: glycolytic process. The coding region runs from base 1 to 621 and encodes 206 amino acids. Gene Ontology annotation, molecular function: intramolecular phosphotransferase activity.
AUGGUUGGAACUCUCGUCCUUACACGCCACGGUCAAUCCGAGUGGAACAAGCUGAACCUGUUUACCGGAUGGAAGGACCCUGCUCUCACCGAGCUUGGUCGCGAGGAGGCACUCACUGGUGCCAAGCGAGUCGCUGCUACGGGCAUCAAGUUCGACGUGGCGUUCACUUCGGCUCUGCAGCGAGCGCAGACCACGCUCGGUAUCCAGCUCAAGGAGAUUGGUCAGGAGGACAUCCCUAUCCACAAGGACCAGGCUCUGAACGAGCGCGACUAUGGCGAGCUUAGCGGUCUCAACAAGGACGACGCUAGGAAGAAGUGGGGCGAGGACCAGGUGCACAUCUGGCGCAGAAGCUACGACAUCCCGCCUCCCGGUGGUGAGAGCUUGAAGCUCACCGCCGAACGUGUCUGGCCAUACUACCACAAGGAAAUCUUGCCGCUUGUCAAACAGGGCAAAAACGUCAUCGUCGCCGCCCACGGUAACUCGUUGAGGGCCAUGAUCAAGGAUAUCGAGAACAUCUCGGACGACGACAUCGUCGGCCUCGAACUCGCUACCGGUGUUCCCAUCCUGUACAAACUCGACUCGGAUGGAAAGGUCGUUUCCAAGGAGAUCCUCCAGGGCUAA